Messenger RNA from Linum tenue, 3201 nucleotides. The record is from the annotation of a GenBank genome assembly. NCBI's taxonomy places the organism in Eukaryota, Viridiplantae, Streptophyta, Magnoliopsida, Malpighiales, Linaceae.
UUUACGAUUAGUCGAUUACCCACUUUCUUCCUCUUCAAUUUCUGUUCUGUUUCCUCUCAGCAAAACACAUCCCAGAUUUUGCAGGAAUUCCAGCAGCCAGCAGCACUACUCUUAUUCUCUCUCUCUCUCUCUCUCUCUCUUCUCUUCUCUGACACAAAGAAGCAGAGGAAGAUGGUGGUGGACAGAAGCAGAGUGCGUUGCUUUCUCUAUCUAUCUUCUCGUUUCUAAUACCUUAGCUCCCACGAAAAAGAAUUUUCUCCCCCAAAUCACUUGCCUCCUUCUGCUUCUUUCUCUAAUCAACAAUGGGGGCGGCCAAUCUUUUUGUGAUACAAUUUGUGUCUCUUACUGGACGCUUCUCCAGCCUUGUGAGUUGUGACAGUUGAAUUCUGGCAGAGGGAGGAAAGGGGGAAAUCGUGCGAGGGAUCAAUUUCUUCUCACCCCAGAAGCAGAGCAGAGCUCAGCUGGGAGAAAUUGAAGCAAAAAAAAAAAAAAGCAACUUUGGGAAAUGGCGGGUGUGGGAGAUGGAGCAGGGACUUCCAAUGGAGGAAUUCCGCCGCCGGCUGCCGCAGCAGCACCGAAGAUCCGGCUGGUGCGCUGCCCGAGAUGUCGGCAGGUUCUCCCUGAGCUACCCAAUGUCCCUGUUUACCAGUGCGGUGGCUGUGGCACCCACCUUCAAGCCAAAAUCCGGCCACCGAUUGGGGAAAAUUCCCCACCUGCUUCCAGUAAUGGGUCGUCGGUAAAAGCUGCUUCUGUUUCUGCCCAGUUGAAUACAUCGGCUAGCAGCAGCAGCAGUAGUUCUGUUCCUUCGCAUGUAGUUGAAGCUUCCUCUUCCUCCGGGUCUGGGGAGACUUCCCUGGAUUCUCCUGUUGGCUUAAAGGAUUCAACUUUUUUCAAUCCUUUAAAUGAUGAUCAGAAGCCUGAGACCAAGGCAUCAAAUGGAUCUGUGAGGGAAGAAAUCGAUGAGAAAGAAUGCGGUGAUCAGCUGCUCCCCAGGGUUGACUCUGACUUUUCUAUGGAAGACCAAGUUGUGAAGAAGGAGAAGAUGGAUCAUGGCGAGUCUUCAGAUCGUGAUGCAUUUAUCGAGAAGGAAGAAAUGUUCCCAGAUGUUGGAGUGGAUUCUGAACAUGAAGUCGAUGAAGGUGGUGAGAUUGCCAAAGUAGAUGACAUAAACUCCAGUCCUUUGGACUCGAGAAGAUCGAACAUGGAGAAUGCCAAAGGUGAUAGUCCUUUGGACUCGAGAAGAUUGAGCACAGAGAAGAUAGGUGAUGCUACUACAGAAAGCACCUCGACGACCAUCACUGCUGGGAGCCCAGCACCUAGAGAAUACAUCUCUGAAGAUAUUCAUUCAGGUCUCCCUCCUCGUGACCAGCAGCAGCUCAAUCGGCUCCAGGAGAGGGUGCGUCAUGGGAUUGAUAACCGUAGAAGGUAUGUAGCUGAAGACAAAUUUGAAGCAUCUGAUGAUUUCAUCAACAACAUAAGUUCGGAGCUAAGUGAGGUGCUUGUAGAUUUUUCCAAAUCUCCAACCACUAGAAGUACUCGUGCUUAUUAUGAAGGUUUCUCCUCUUACGAAGGGACUGAUCAUGAUCAGAUGCCUGGCGGUAGAUACAGACCUCAUUACAGGAAUCCUUAUGGCUAUAACCCUGGGAACUAUAAUAAUAUUGCUGAAGAAAGGGAAGAUGAAAAUCAUAAUGUCCAUCGGAGUAGGAACGUUGGGAUGCAGCAGUAUCAGCAGCAACAGAACUAUUAUUCCCCAGAUAUGAAUCAAUAUUUGGAAAGGGAUGAACUUAUGCUUCAACAGCCUCUACAUACAAGGGGUUACAUGAAUGGCUAUGGAAGUGGCAGCUCCCCCAAUCAUUUGCAGAGUGGAUUUCAUGGCAACUCAAAUUUCCACCCUCCAAUUAACCCUGUCGACAUUGAGCAAGAGAAGAUCAGGUUAUUGAGAAUGGUUUAUGAGUUGGAAGAUCGACUUACCAGAUCUUGCUCUCUGAAUGAUAAAGUUAGUAGUGGAAGUGUUUCUGCUGGAGGUGCUUGGAGUGAUCAGCAGGUUCCCAGGCCAUAUAGAGAGGCAAGCAGCUGGUCUCAGCCUCAGACAAGGCAGCAGCAUUCGAGAAUACCAUUCUCGGCUGAAGCAACAACAAAUGGCAGCAGGCACAAAGUGGAUCACUCCUUCUGUUCUACACAUUGCAAUAACCACAACAGAGUAUUUUGCAGGUCUCACUCCGGUGCAAAUUUUUGCAACUCGUAUGGCUCUUGUCCCUCUACUCCUCAGAGACACAUGGGGUUUGAUGAUCAAAGACCUAACAGAGAUCAUGAUUUGAGAAAGUAUCACUUGGCCAAUAAGAAACAUCUCCGCCCUGUAGCUGGUGGAGCACCAUUCUUAGCUUGCCCUCGUUGCUUGAGCCAGCUGCAGCUGCCUGCAGACUUUCUCGUUUCUAAGAGGAAGUGUCAUCCGUUGCGAUGUGGUUCCUGUUCCGAGGUACUCAGGUUUUCACUUGUGGACAGAACUCGCUUGGUCCCAUACUCACCUACUGCAAAUGCAUCAUCUGCUUCGUUUAAACAAGGCGGACAGCGAAAGAGGGUAAUUUCAGACAAGCAGGGCAAGGAUCCUGUGGAAGCAUAUGACGAUGUUGGGCAUUCCAAUGGUAAGGGGGGAAAGGAGAAGAAAUCUACAGAAGUUGAGGAGAUAGAGGAGAGAGGAGGGUCGCCACUUCAUCGACUGAUGGGCUACUCCACUCUCAGCGCUGUCCUUGUUAGCACUGGCGCGAGGGUGUAGAAAGGGUUCCACGUACAGGAACCUAACUCAAUUAUGAAUUCUGACGUCUCUCCAUUCCAUUGGUUCCUUUUCAUUCCAGUGGCGGCAGCUUGGAGUGAAAACAGUAUAUACUCUAGAAGGUAGAAAGUUCAAUUUUGUUGGAGCUGUGUGUGUAUAGAAGUUCAGAAGAAGACUCCACUUGAUUUUAUUGAUUUAUUUAGGCAUUCAGAUUUCAGGGUAUAGUUGAUUCUGUAUGGUGGUUUUGUUUCUUUGAGGGCUUUACUUGUGGUGUGCUAUAAUAGAAAGAAGAAACUAGUUGUUUUUGCUGUAAUACAUACAUGUAUGAGGGCUACUUCAGCUUUGUGGUAACGUUUCUUUGUUCUCUGCUUUUGUUGAGUUAGAACACUUUUUCGAUUGAGAACUAAUGCCAUCGGAUCGUUUAACUACGC